AUGGCUUUCUCAGUGAAAGGCAAAUCCGCCAUCGUAACUGGAGCUGGCUCUGGUAUCAACUUCAGUUUCGCCAAACUGCUGGCAGAGAAUGGAUGCAAUAUCCUCAUCGCAGACCUAGCUCUGCGUCCCGAGGCAAAGGCGCUAGUCGAUGAGUACCAGACCGGUGCCACUCGAGUGAUCUUCCAACAGACCAACGUGAUCGAGUGGCUACAACUGGAGCGGAUGUUCGAGGUUGCAGAGAAGGAAUUUGGAGAGGUUGAUAUCGUCUGUCCGGGCGCGGGAGUCUACGAGGAGCACUGGAGCAACUUCUGGCGUCCACCCUACUCAGCCGAAAGCAAAGACGCACCAUCCGGCGGCCGCUACGCGCUGAUCGAUAUCAACAUCACCCACCCGAUCCGCACGACACAGCUUGCGAUCGCGCAUUUCCAGAAAAGCCGUGAUAGCAGCCGCCCGAAGCAUAUAUUGCAUAUUUCCAGCAUUGCGGGCCAGACGGCGACUAGCACGACGCCGAUUUAUUGCGCCACGAAACACGCAAUUAAUGGCUUCGUGCGGUCGCUUGCCAAUUUGGACAAAAACCUUGGCAUUCGCGUCACGGCCGUGGCACCGGGUAUUAUCAAGACUCCUCUGUGGACUGAGCACCCGGAGAAGCUGAAGAUGAUUGUGGAUGGUAACGAUGCGUGGGUGACGCCUGAUGAAGUUGCAGAGGUGAUGUUGGCACUUGUGCAGCAAGAACAGGUGAGCGAGACGAUUGGGGACAGAUCGGGUCGUGGGACGCAGUUUGAGGUGAAAGGUGGGACGAUUUUGGAGGUCUCAAAAACUGUGCGGGCGGUUAGUCAGUUCAAUGAUCCGGGGCCUGGUAAUCGGCCUGGAAAUACGGCGUCGGGUCAUGAUUUGGCUGAGCAAGAGACUUAUCAACUCCUUUCGCAGGAGGGAUGGGGAUUGCCAAGGUCGUAG
Molecule: messenger RNA, 954 nt
Organism: Penicillium bovifimosum
Lineage: Eukaryota; Fungi; Ascomycota; Eurotiomycetes; Eurotiales; Aspergillaceae
Exons: 3
Coding region: 1-954 (317 amino acids)
Cellular component (GO): cytoplasm
Molecular function (GO): oxidoreductase activity, acting on the CH-OH group of donors, NAD or NADP as acceptor
Source: RefSeq, a predicted model, not a curated record